This is a messenger RNA of Mastomys coucha (southern multimammate mouse), 153 nucleotides long. RefSeq names its product humanin-like 8. The record is from RefSeq and is a predicted model, not a curated record. Gene Ontology annotation, molecular function: receptor antagonist activity. Gene Ontology annotation, biological process: negative regulation of execution phase of apoptosis. NCBI's taxonomy places the organism in Eukaryota, Metazoa, Chordata, Mammalia, Rodentia, Muridae. The transcript has a single exon.
CAAAGGUAGCAUAAUCACUUGUUCCUUAAUUAGGGACUAGUAUAAAUGGCUGAACGAGGGUUCAACUGUCUCUUAUUUUCAAUCAGUGAAAUUGACCUUCCAGUGAAGAGGCUGGAAUAAUAAAAUAAGAUGAGAAGACCCUAUGGAGCUUAA